ACCUUUCUUUGUCCCCUUCUCUCUUUUCACUCACCUCCUCCACUCUACUCACCUACAGAUAUCGCCACCACGCCAAUGCAAGCUCGAACUAGCAGCAAGCAACGGCCAAUGGACGACGGAGCCAAGAGCGGCGGCGGCGGUGGCGGCCGGACGAAGCGGCUCAAGGACCGCCUCGCCCGGCUGCUCCUCCUCCGCUCGCCGUGCAGCUCCUCCUCCUCCACCUCCACCACCUUCACCGCCGCCACCAAUGUGUCGACAACGACGACGACGACGACGGCGUCCUCGACAGCCACCACCGCCGCUUUCCUCCCCCGCGUCGAGCCCUUCUCCGCCGCGCUUGACCUCCUCCGCCACCCUCCUCAUCCUCCUCCUCCGGAGGAGGAGAAGAAGGAUAUAAACCGGCGGAAUAGCUCCCGCCGCCGCGGCCAUUUCAAGCCGAAGCUGUCGUCCAACCCCUACGGCUUCACCACCUCCGACGACGACGGCGAGGGCGCCGACGGCGACGACGACGACGACGACAACGACGGCACGGAGGCCUUCUUCUCCUCUAGAAGCCUCGUCUCCUCCGACUCCUCCGGCUUCUACGCGUGCUCCUCCAAGCAGCAGCUUCUUCCCCACAAGAGCAAGGCGAACCGCCACCGCCACCACCGUCGCCACCGGCAGCAGAAGCCGACGACGACGCGGCGCCGGCGCCGGCGAGCGUCGGGCUGCGUGGACGACGCGUGCAGCGUGAGGGACGCCGCCGCGUUCCGGCCGCUGGUGUCGACGACGGCGGAGGAGGAGGUGAGGAAGGGCCUCGCGGUGGUGAAGCGGUCGAGCGACCCGUACGGCGACUUCCGGGAGUCCAUGGCGGAGAUGAUCGUGGAGCGGCAGGUGUUCGCGGCGGCGGAGCUGGAGCGGCUGCUCCGGUCGUACCUGUCCCUCAACCCGCCGCGCCUCCACCCCGUCAUCCUCCAGGCAUUCUCCGACAUCUGGGUCGUUCUCCGCGGCGGCUAGCCAGCUAGCGAGCUCGCCGGCGUUGUGGUAGCCAUUGUACUCCGGCCAUCUCGCCGGUGCAUGGCUAGCGCUGUAGUGUGUGUACGGUUUUCAUGAGGUUAAUUGGCUGUAGUGAGCUACUGUUAACUGUUAAUUUCAUGCAGCUUGCAUGCAUCUGAUGUCUCGUGGUUGUCGGACGAAAUUUUCAUUUAUAUAUCUGCAUCGAUGUAACAUAGUACUCCCUCCCUCCGUUUCGAAAUGUUUGACGCCAUUGACUUUUUUAAA
This is a messenger RNA of Oryza sativa Japonica Group (Japanese rice), 1260 nucleotides long. Its product is annotated as transcription repressor OFP8-like. Gene Ontology annotation, biological process: negative regulation of DNA-templated transcription. The record is from RefSeq and is a predicted model, not a curated record. NCBI's taxonomy places the organism in Eukaryota, Viridiplantae, Streptophyta, Magnoliopsida, Poales, Poaceae.